AUGUACGGAUACGCAGGUCAAGCUAGUGCAUCCGGCUCGCCAUAUCGUCCAGGCACCGCAGAUAGCUCCUGGGAGCAGAGUCGGCCAUCCACCAUGGGAGAGGCUCGACCUGACUUGUUUGCUCACGCAGCGCCGAGCUCUACGCCUUCGCAACUUCGUCUCGACUCACUGCCGGCAUCUCAAUCAUCCACAGUCGGUGGCACGCCGGCGGACGUUUUUCUCGGGGCGAACGCCAUCACACCGCGCCAGACGACCUUCUCACGAGGCCCGAUGGAAGUCGGUCCGCACUUUGCUACGUCAGGCGCCAUGGAUAGCUUCCAACACGGAGUGCCUGCCAUGGUGCCUAGCGAUACGCCUCGCGCCGCUCACUUUGGCAGCACCAGCAGCAGUAGCACCUUGGUAGGCACUCAACCCACAUUUGCCUCGCCGACUCAUCCAUCGGUAUGGGCUAGCCCGGUGCAACAGCAGUCCGAGUCUAUGGCCUACAGUCGAUACGCGUAUCCGACCCAGACAGGCGCAGGCUCGUGGACGACGCCAGGCGGCAUGCCUAUGUCCAUGUCGCAGAGUGUCAUCUACGACUCUUCGUCUUCGACCAACACGAGUCCGAACCGGUCGCAGGCGUACUACGACGUGUCAGGAGACCACUUCGAUCAUUCCGGCUACUCUUCGCACAUGGCUUCGCAAACCUAUCCGAUGUACGGCCCUUCGACGUCCAAGAUGGGUAGCGCUGGCGCCUACGUCGCCGCACCGCAGCCGGAGUACCAACCGGAGGAGAUCGACGGCAUGCUCAACCAGGUCUCUUCUUUCUACAAGACGGCCAACACCAAGAAGAUGGCCGAAUUUUAUCGCGACAAAUGGGCGCGCAUGUGGCUGACCUGCAACUAUACCCUCAAGUCAUCGAUCCAGAUCUCGAUUCCGCGCACGAUCUUGCACGAGUCCUAUCGACGAGCGUGCGACUCGUUUGGUCUCGAGCCUCUGCAAGCAGCCUCCUUCGGUAAGGUGCUUCGCAGCCAGUUCCCCGACGUCGCUCAACGCCGUCUCGGAGGUCGUGGCAAGACUCGCUUUCACUAUUGCGGCUUCGGUACGUCCAACGAGCGCGAGGCAAUCAAGGUCAAGUCGUUGCUCGAAGACGAGAAGGCGGGCAAGCUGCAGCUCAGCGCUGGUCUGAGCGCCGAAUAUGCUUCGGAGGCGAGGGCGAAAGCUCGAUCCGAAGGUCACGAGGGCGAGUCGUCGUCCUCUUCGUAUCGUGCUCAUCCUUCUUCCGACGCAUCGCCGAUGGACGGUCAAAAGACUCGUGCUGCGCAGUACGACAAUUCGCCACACGCUUCUUCUGAGAGCAGCGGCCUGGGCGGCAAUUCUGCCAUCGCUACCGACGACAGGCUCAUUGCGCCUAGCUUUGUGAAUCCCAACAGCACCAUGCACACUCCGCCAGGUACCAGCUCGGGUGCCAAUUACGACAGCCAGGACUCGGUACGAUACUCGCAGGUCCCUUCGCAAGGUCACGUCCCGGCUGCGCAAUCGGCGGGAGGCGCUGCAUCGGGCAUCUCAAGACGUCACACGGUUUCGCAUUCCUACUCAGGUCUCAGCGACAUGUCGUUCCUGCCUGGAUGGCAUUCUUCCGGCGAAGCCGGUGAGCCCAGUCUCAUGCAUCCGUCGAGCGACAUCUCUGCCUUCGGUACCGGCGUCAUCACCAGCGAGCCAGCGCAAUCGGGCUCUCUGGUCAACAGUCCCGCCUCCUCCUUGCACGGGUAUCAAUACCUUCCGGAUCCUCGCCACGUGCCUACGUCCAUGCCUUUCCGACGCUCCUGUCAGGACCUCUCCGACUGGCCGACCUUGCCCGAUCAGCAGAGCACCAGCACAGGUGCCUCCAACUCGACGGCGUACGCCACCGGUGGUCCCAUCAGUAAUACUGCGUCGCACGAGUCGUCGCGAAAAGCUUGGCCGAACCACUUUGUUUUGGAAUAG
Kalmanozyma brasiliensis GHG001 is the source of this 1965-nucleotide messenger RNA. RefSeq names its product DNA-binding RFX-type winged-helix domain protein. Gene Ontology annotation, biological process: regulation of transcription by RNA polymerase II. The coding region runs from base 1 to 1965 and encodes 654 amino acids. The record is from RefSeq and is a predicted model, not a curated record. Gene Ontology annotation, molecular function: RNA polymerase II cis-regulatory region sequence-specific DNA binding; DNA-binding transcription factor activity, RNA polymerase II-specific. Lineage: Eukaryota; Fungi; Basidiomycota; Ustilaginomycetes; Ustilaginales. The transcript is spliced from 3 exons.